AGAAAAAUUAGGAAGGGCACCGAAAAGAACACUUUCUUCUGUGCUUAUUGACAAAUAAAACUUUUAUCAUGUGAAAGUUGAAACUCUUCUUGCAUUAGUGUGCUCUCGUUUCUUCAUUUGAAGAUCUCCAACUCCUCCAAAACCCUUCUUCUCCUAUGCCGCCGUCGGCCUCAGAAACCCUACUUCUCAUCACCAUUUUCUUCUUGCUUCCUCUCGACACCCUCUCAUCCGUCAUCCACGCAGGCCAUGCCAUCCCUCUCACUGGUAUGUGUGAGGACGCAUGCGGUGCAAUCCCAGUAAAGUUCCCAUUUGGUACCGGAUUUGGUUGCGGCCACCCUGAAUUUGUCAGAUACAUCAAAUGCAGCUCAGGAACACUGCAAUUCUCCACCGGAACGGGCAUCUACACCAUUUCCUCCAUAGACUACAAUAGCAGCACCAUCAUUGUCACAGAUCCACUCAUGUCAACAUGUUCUUCCAUGCAAAAUUCAGGUAGUUUUAGCUUGGACAAGUCCAGUCCUUUCACUAUAGGAGAGCAAAACAUCUUCGUUUUGCUCGGCUGCUCAACGACAUCCCCGGUGUUUGAUCCAAACGAAGACUUGUGUGACACUGGAUCCGGCACCCGGGUGUGUAGAGGUUUGUACUCUUGCAAGGGGGUGGCCGGCAUUGGACUGCCACAGAAUGCGCCGAUUUCCACCUGUUGUGUUUAUGAUUCUGAAAUCGUGGUUGGCUCAGGUUAUGCAUUGGAUCUUCCAAAGCUCCAGUGCUCUUCUUAUACAUCAGUUUACGAGUUUGGAGACGAAGGCGAUCCGAUGAAAUGGAAAUUUGGGAUUUCUUUGCAAUAUAAUGAUUCUUACCACACAAAUAAAUGCAAGGAUUGUGAAACAAGUGGAGGGAUUUGUGGAUUUGCUGGUUUGGAUCAGUCAUUUGCUUGUAUUUGCAGGAGUGGUGUUAACACCACCACAAAUUGUUUUGGGCGAGGGUAUGCUUGGAGUGGGGCAGUGGAACUGGAUUUUCAAGUUAACACCAUUAUUGGAGGACUUUUGCUCUCGUGGGCGUUGCUACUUAUAUAUAAUCAGCAGAUGGAGCUUCAAGACCUGCUGUAGUUACUUUUGGAGAAGGCAGUAGGGAUAUGGAUGGCACCUGUAAUAUUUAUUUACAUAUGCAAUUUAUUUGUUCAUCGUCUAGAUAUUGAAUUGAUGUAAUCUCACGUCCUUCCUAGUUCCUACGAAGGAAUUUGACCAAAAAAUGCAAACUUAAAAUCCAUUACGCUUUCA
Molecule: messenger RNA, 1274 nt
Organism: Pyrus x bretschneideri (Chinese white pear)
Lineage: Eukaryota; Viridiplantae; Streptophyta; Magnoliopsida; Rosales; Rosaceae
Product: LEAF RUST 10 DISEASE-RESISTANCE LOCUS RECEPTOR-LIKE PROTEIN KINASE-like 1.5
Exons: 3
Coding region: 156-1103 (315 amino acids)
Molecular function (GO): polysaccharide binding
Source: RefSeq, a predicted model, not a curated record